AUUAUUUGUGGUGCUGUGACGGUGUUGUACCAAAGUUUCGGCAUUGGUCGACAAUGACGCCAAUUAGUGGGAGGAGGCCCUGGCCCGCUCCCCUCGCUUUCAGAAACAUUUCCGAUGAAUCCAAAUUACUAGAACGACAACAUUACGACCAAACGAAUCCAAUCCUUCAUUCUAGUAGUCGGUUGCGGUACAACCUACGCAAACAUUUUAAUCUUCUGGCACCUCUGAGAUAGAAGUAGAAAAUAAAUUAUUUUCCAAAGCAAUUAUGUCGGUCCAGAGCAUGCUGUCAGCUUCCACGACGCAGUAUGCGUUCCACAGUACUCCUGCCCCGCUAACCGCAGGAAUCCCUGAUCCUGCAACGGUGCAGACACAAAAAGAAGCAUAUUUGAACAUGCUCGAGCAGCAAAUGAAACAGGGAGUCACUGCAUUGGACGCCCAGCUCAAGCACCAAAAGGAGUAUCUCGCAGCGCAGGCAGAACAGCAGAAGAAACAGUAUUUUUUCUUUUGCUGUUGUAUUUUGGGAUACGAUAGGCUCUUGUAUAGAUACUGAAAACCGCGCUUGAGCUGGAGGCAAGGAAAAAAAGAGUGGAAAAAGAUAUAAGAAGUUGUGACACCAAAUCACUGUGACUGUGAGGACGCAACGGCAAGAGAGCGGCGCCUCAACGGAAGUCGAUAUUAAGGGUUUAUGUCUAACGGACCAAAAUGUGUUUUGUAUGGAGGUUGAGUAAAAAGUCUUCCAUCCCUGCUCUCGUUUUUGGUAACUUAUGUUUGAUGUCUAUGUCCUCUUGCUAAUCUCUCCAGUCAUCCUUUUUCCCAACACCUGCUAGAUUCGCGAUGCAAGUGGAUCUGGAAACCAACCAGCAGCAGAUGGCACUUCAACAACAGUACCAGGAACAGAAGAUGACGCUGCAAAAUCAAGCGGGAACACAAAAAUCGCAGCUCGAGCAACAGAGCAUGCAACUCAUACUCGACUACUUACGAAGCGCAAACAAUGCCUGUGGUAGUCGUAGUUCCUUAUGCCGAAAACGGCAUGUUUGUAUUUCUGAUGUUAAGGAGGUAUUUAUGAUAUGAAUGCUUCGGAAGAAAAUAUGCGACAAAGGAAAGCAUGAUAUAUCUACAAUGAAGGAACAGUAACAGACGUAGUAGAAGUGGAGCAGCGAUGAAUAAUUUUGCCAUUGAAACAUAAAUCUGAAUCUGGCAACUACAAGUAGGACUGCGUUGCUGCAGCGAGCAAAUGUCGUAACGACUUCCAAACAGAGAAGCACUUUCAGCAGUUUACAUUUUCAUUUUCUGCCGUACAGGUCAUUUGUAAUUGCAUAGUCCACUCAGAAGAAAGCCGAGGAGGAAAUGCAGAAGCAGCAAUACGACAUGGAGAGACAGCAACAGGAGGUACCAGCUUAAUAUUUCCAAAGCUCCUCACGCGCUUUACUUAUCUAUGUGCGGUGGUGAUCAUCUCACUGCUCCUGUAAAUUUCUGCUUACCAGGCACAAGUGAAUGCGGCAAGCCAUAGAAAGAACAACAGGGACAGAAACAGGCCGUUAGUGAAUAUGAUUUUCUAAAAUUUAAGUACGCACCACAUGAUCUUGAUCAUCUUGUUUGACUGGAACUAGAUACAACAGUCGCUUCAUGAUCAUGGGAUGUUCAUGCUGUCCAACUCCAAAAACAGAUGCAGAUGCGGUUGCAGUCUGAAAUGGCAAGGUUGCAAACGAGCUCUCAGUUCUCCUCUGGUAUGCAGCCACCCAACAUUCUCGCGACCUACAGUGGCACCGCUCCUACACUGCAACACCCUGCCGCAUCAGUGUCGGGCUGAAAUUCAAAUUGAGCGAAAGUCGUGCUUUUGGUUGUAGAUUAAAUAUGUAGCUGUGCCUUUCACUCUCUCUCUCUCUCUCUCUCUCACAAAAGUUUCCCGCUUCGAUGAAAACGAUAACGCACGUUCUUUGAGCUUCUUCAUCUCAGGAGGUAUGGCAUUUUCUUUCCCGUGGCGUGUUGCCAUUUUGCCGCUCGCCGCGCACCAAAAGUUACUCAACCUUCCAAGAAGAUUGACCAUGAUUCACAAACAAGGACCUCCUUUUCUCUUUUUGCCAUUUUUGGCCAAGAAACAUAGUACUGGAUACAACGACACACGUCAUCAAACAUCUUCAGUGCCAAUUUAUCAUGUGCGAUCUGUAGUAUUGUUCGUACUCCUUUUGAAGCUGUAACGUCAAGAAUUUCAUCAGACUUUACGCCCGCCCCGCAGGCGCGCUUUUCUUAUUUUCCAACAGGGAUCAACACGCGGAGGAUAAGUGUCAUAGGUGAUGUCAGGAUCCAACCUUGAGUCAUGUGCUCAGCUCAUGGAUAUGAGGCACGUUGUCGCUCUCUCGUCACUCAGCACGUGAACCACAAGAUGUGACGACAGCUUGUUCUACGAGCAAUGGCAUCAACAUGAUCGUUUACGUUUUGUUCCUGGCCUAUCGCUGCCAGUGGGCCAAGUUUAUAAUACUUUGAGGAAAAA
Molecule: messenger RNA, 2491 nt
Organism: Amoebophrya sp. A120
Lineage: Eukaryota; Dinophyceae; Syndiniales; Amoebophryaceae
Source: the annotation of a GenBank genome assembly